AUGGAUAAAUCUGUGUGUCUGUCUAUCUAUCUCAGCCGGUUCAUAUCUAUCUAUCUAUCUAUCUAUCUAUCUAUCUAUCUAUCUAUCUAUCUAUCUAUCUCAGUCUUUUCAUAUCUAUCUAUCUAUCUAUCUAUCUAUCUAUCUAUCUAUCUAUCAGUUCCAUAUUUUCAUUCAUUCCUUCUGUCUCAAUCUGUUCAUAUCUAUCUAUCUAUCUAUCUAUCUAUCUAUCUAUCUUACAGUUUUCCUUUUCUUUCAUUCUAUUUAUUUAUCGCACAAUUUGACCCUUUCUUUUAUCUAUCUAUCUAUCUAUCUAUCUAUCUAUCUAUCUAUCUAUCUUUUCCUUCAUUUCUUCUGUAUCUAUCUAUCUAUCUAUCUAUCUAUCUAUGCCAGUCUUCUUUUCUAUCUAUCUAUCUAUCUAUCUAUCUAUCUAUCUAUCUAUCUAUCUAUCUAUUCACCUCAGUCUGUUCAUAA
Acanthosepion pharaonis is the source of this 471-nucleotide messenger RNA. NCBI's taxonomy places the organism in Eukaryota, Metazoa, Mollusca, Cephalopoda, Sepiida, Sepiidae. The record is from the annotation of a GenBank genome assembly.